This is a messenger RNA of Rhineura floridana, 3656 nucleotides long. Its product is annotated as ras-related protein ORAB-1-like. The coding region runs from base 906 to 1547 and encodes 213 amino acids. Gene Ontology annotation, molecular function: GTPase activity; GTP binding. The record is from RefSeq and is a predicted model, not a curated record. The transcript has 7 exons. Lineage: Eukaryota; Metazoa; Chordata; Lepidosauria; Squamata; Rhineuridae.
UCGCACUAUAAGUGUGGGGACACCUUUACCUUUUUAAAGUUCCACAUACAAGAUCAUGUCUUUAUAUUCCAUGUCAAUGACGGUGACUUCUCUUAUCAUUCCAUUUCUAUACACAAACAUGUACUGACACUCCACCCCCUUUGCAACCACGUCCGAAGGUAAAGCUCUAUUAAGUGACAUUUAUGAUGUGCCAGUCGUUGUCACCCAUCUCCCCUCCAAGCCCACAUGCACAGGAACACACCCUGUUUGCUGCUGUUGCUCCUACCCCCAGCUAUCCCCACCGUUCCUCCUGCAGAGACCCUCCUCCCUCUUUGCAGAUCCAGCCCUCCCCCUUCAAGAUUAAAGACACCAGCAGCCAGUCCUCUUCCAUCCCAGCCAAUCCUCUGCAUCAUCAGAUGAUGUCAUCUCCAACAGCUGGCCAAUGGUGGAGCCUCCAGCUGGGAGCAUCUUUGCUGCAAGACAGGAGGGCCUGCGAGUGAGAGAGCCAGCUGCUGGGAAAACUGGGGAGGGGGGCAGGGAGUGGAGCGUCUUUGUUUCUCCCCUUUGAGGCAGCGAUCCUGGUGUUUUGGGAUCCAACUGGGCCUCUCCUUAGGCACGGCUGGCUUUGGGAUUGCACAUUAUCCACAGUAUUCCUGCUCCACUUUCAUGGGUCCUCCUCAUCCAUCCUCAUUUCUCACUACCCAAAAGAUUGAUCUUCCUCAGAUUCUUUAAAGAAGAUACUUUGCCCAUUCUCUGACUCUGCAGAGCAAGAUGUGCUGAACUGGACUGCAGCUACUCCAACUAGGAAAACACAGGAUCCAAGGGUAGACACAAGUCAGGGAAUGGCAAGCUUCCACACCUGCUCAUUUUGAGUGCUCAAAACAACAAGACACCCUAGUUUUCUGCAUGCCUGCCUGCCUGCCAACAUGUCAACUAUCAGUCCUGAAUAUGAUUAUUUGUUUAAGCUGCUGCUGAUUGGAGAUUCUGGAGUUGGCAAGUCCUGUCUCCUGCUCCGUUUUGCGGAUGAUACCUACACAGACAGUUACAUCAGCACCAUUGGUGUCGACUUCAAAAUCCGGACAAUAGAGUUGGAGGGAAGGACCAUUAAGCUGCAAAUUUGGGACACUGCCGGGCAGGAGCGCUUCCGAACAAUCACGUCCAGUUAUUAUCGAGGAGCACAUGGCAUCAUCAUUGUGUACGAUGUGACAGAUCAGGAUUCCUUCAACAACAUGCAUCUCUGGAUGGAGGAGAUCAACCGCUAUGCCAGUGAGAAUGUCAACAAGUUGAUUGUGGGAAACAAGAGCGACCUCACAAGCAAGAAAGCAGUGGAUUACACUACAGCCAAGGAAUAUGCAGACUCCCUCGAGGUGCCCUUCCUAGAGACAAGUGCUAAAAACGCCACCAAUGUCGAACAGGCCUUCCUCACCAUGGCAGCAGAGAUCAAGAACCGUGUCAGCAGCGGCCCCACCCAGAAUGACAGCCAUAAGUCCAAUCUCCACAUCCAGAGUGGCCCCUUGAGGCAAGAAGGACCAGGCCAGGGAGAAGAUGGAGGGGGAGGAUGCUGCUAAGAAAUAAGCCACCCAGCAAGUCAAGGAGUGGAAGGUUCAAGGAACGCACAAGAGGAAGGGAAUGUUAAGAGGGCCCUGGGCCUCCAUAAUGGCCACAGGCAACUGGAGCCUCCCAACAUAUCUUGAUAAGACUUGGGAUGCACAAGGGAACUUCUGUUGACAAGGCAGCCUUGGCCAAUCCAUGUUUGCUUCAUCCCAUUUCCCUGACUUUGGAGCUGUAAUACCUGGUCCUAUUUAGCUGUCACCUCCUGACCUGCUACACCAACCCCUCUUCCCACCACACACAAACACACCCCUAGCCCAACUUCCUGCUCCUGUCAAAGCUCCUCUCAGAGUCAGCUCAAUGGAACAUGGAAUCUACCAACGGGUCAUGCUGCAUCGUACAGAAAAUCAAAGGUUGCAAAGGGGGGGGGAGACUUCUCAGCCAGAUUCAUUCACCUAGAAUUACUAUCAUCUCCUGGCUCUGCCUUCACACACACCAGAAUGGGUUUUGAAAUGGACACAUCCACCAUGCUGACCUUCAAGCUGGUUACUUCUUUUAACAUUUUACCCUCAAGGGCUGUACUGUCAAUUGCCCUUUCUUUAAAUGAACAGGGUGGUGUGUAUUCUCUUCAUCCAACAUACUUAAUCGGUAGGUACCAAGUGACAAAUUAAGUGUUUGAAAACUCUUCCAAAAUUGAGAAGAAGCCUCUAGCCCUCGUGGGUGUAAAACACAUCUGCUGAAGGCUCCAAAACGUAGGAGCCCCACAAAUCUGCUGACCCAUGUAAUCCUCAUUUCUAUACCCUUGCGCUAAUUCCGAGGCUCUCUUCCCCACCAUCACCACCGCUGGCAGCAAUGCCAACAGGAAGACUUUGUUCAUCACGGCCCCCUCUCCCUUUGUCAAUAAGAUUACUGGGCCUGAGAGCUACUAAAACCAACGGCCCAAAAGAACAGUACAAGAAACACACGGUGGACGCAGGGGAGGACCCUGAAGAAAAUCAGCCGGCCACCAUCUUUGCAGGGAACACAACCAGGAGCUACGUGAUGCCAUCAAUCCCCCCCAUAUUCUUAAAACAGAAAGCUUUUUUUUAAAAAAAAGACCGCAACAGCAUCCCCCUAUAAAUCUGUUAAAAAAAAAAAACACUUAGAGAACAACUAUGGUCAAAAAUACGCUGAAACAAAUUUCUCUCCUUCCUUGGGUUCUUCCCCACUACCCAAAUCGAAAUAUCUUUUAAAAGCUUGACUUUGUUUACCAGCGUAAAACUAAGCAUAUGCACCCACGUUUAUAACUGUGGCAGUUUAUGUGAAGAACGUUAAUUUCUACAGAACUUGGAUGGGCUGGUGGUAUGAAACAGGGCAGUUCAGAGGCAAGGUUUUUGUGUGUUUCUGGACUAUGUCAAAACAUCUUGUAAAAGCUGAUAGCAGCGCUGGAUGCAAUUUGUCUGAUUUAGAGCUUGACAGGGCGCAGAUUAAACGGAAAGCAGUUCACUGAUUAAGUGGAGUGGUCCUUCUGUACUCUCUCAGGGUAGUGGGAAAUAGAAGGUUGAUUUCCAAGUGCAGAGCCUCUGAGCUUAGCCCCAGUAGAGGUCACAAUGGCAUGCUACCACUGUGACUAAUAGCCACGGAUAAAUGCUGGGAGCAAGGGAGGCCAGAGGCAGGUGGGAGGGUGUUGCAGGGGGGGAUCAAAAGCCCACCAGGCACCUACACUAGUGUUUAUAAGGGCCUUUCCAGACUGGUGUUUUAUUGCAGGUAUAUUCUUCAACACAUUCUUUACACAAUAAUAGUACAUUUAUGUUGCUUUAGUUGGUUCUGCAAUGCUUCCCCAGUGCCAGCACAUUACUGCUGUCCAGAGCAGUCAUAGCACAACAAAAGCGGAAGAAAAAUAAACCCAAACACUUGUGCUAUAAAAACGUUACGGGAUUUCGACAGCGAGUUACAGGAUAUGUACUACUGACCAGAAGUGAAGCAGUAUGACCACCACAAAUCUUCUGCAGAUGCAAACCGUAUUGAAAGCGGGAUCGUGUGUGACUGCUCUGAUAGCAUUAGGAGCACAAAUCUUCAUGAACGCGCAACAAAAAGGAUGUCUGGAUGAGCCCCUAAGGAAAAGACCUGUUUAAUUUCCCAGUCUU